Tyto alba (common barn owl) is the source of this 771-nucleotide messenger RNA. RefSeq names its product jumping translocation breakpoint (gene JTB). Gene Ontology annotation, cellular component: midbody; spindle; membrane. The transcript has 5 exons. The coding region runs from base 101 to 541 and encodes 146 amino acids. Gene Ontology annotation, biological process: mitotic cytokinesis. NCBI's taxonomy places the organism in Eukaryota, Metazoa, Chordata, Aves, Strigiformes, Tytonidae. The record is from RefSeq and is a predicted model, not a curated record.
GCCCUUCCCGCCGUCCCCCGCUUCUCCCAGCGGCCCUCGCGCCCGAAGAUGGCGGCGCUGGCAGAGAAGCGGAGCCGGGCUCGGUAGUUCGUUCGCGCUGAUGGGGCCCCGCGGCCCGGCCGGGUCGCGCCCCUGCGCUCUCUGCCUCGUCCUGGGAGCCUUAUUGUGCGGCCUGCGGCCGACGGCGGCGAUGGCGGCGAGCGACGAGAGGCGCUCGGCGAGCCCGGUGGCGGUCACACCGUGCUGGCGGGUGGAGGAUUUCGUGGUGGCCCAGGAGUGCGCCCGCUGCUCCAGCUUCCAGGCGAAGACAAUACCAGAGUGCAACCCUACUGGCUUCAUUGAGACGAUCAACUGUGCCACCUCCAAGAGGGAUGAGUUCAAGAGCUGUCGCUCCGCAGUGAUGGAAGCGCACGUUUUCUGGAGGUUUGUGGGCACCAUGAUGUGCGUCGCCGCCAUCUUCGCGGUGCUGGUGGUGUGUCGCCAGCGUGUGCUGGACAGGAAGGCCCUGGAGAAGGUUCGCAAGCAAAUCGAGUCCAUUUAGCAGAGCCCGGCUGCCCUGGAACAGAGGACUCUACUCGCCCACUGCUCCCAACCGGGUGGGAGGAGGAACAGGGACCUGGGGAAGGCCCUGCCCUGAUUUGUGAACAUGAAAUCCUGCUGGGAGCUGCCUCGGAUGCUACUGGGUUGUCCCGUGGGGCCGGUUGAGGGGUGCCCUGCCCGCGCGGGAGGCCCUCAGGGAGCGCGGUGUAUAAUAAAUCCUGAUCGUUGUCA